Molecule: messenger RNA, 1484 nt
Organism: Erinaceus europaeus (western European hedgehog)
Lineage: Eukaryota; Metazoa; Chordata; Mammalia; Eulipotyphla; Erinaceidae
Gene: CD72
Product: CD72 molecule
Exons: 9
Coding region: 186-1340 (384 amino acids)
Cellular component (GO): plasma membrane
Molecular function (GO): transmembrane signaling receptor activity
Source: RefSeq, a predicted model, not a curated record
CACUGCCUCCAUCUGUCUGACGUUCGCUCACACCUUCCUCUUUUAUGUCUAGAAUUUACAGAGAGCAGAGCAUUCAGCUCCGGAGUAGCUCACAGGGCAGCACAGUGGGCGCAAAGGGACAGGGGGGACAGUGAAGAGGCUGGAGGAAAGGGGGCGCCCAGGUGGGGGGUAAGGUGCUGAGGGCCAUGGCUGAGGCCAUCACCUAUGCAGACCUGAGGUUUGUGAAGGCUCCCCUGAAGAAGGCCGUGUCCAUCCGGCUGGGACCAGGCGAUGUUGAUGAAGAUGGGGAGCUCACUUAUGAGAACGUACAGGUGCCCUCAGCCCCCGGGGGCCUCCCAAACUCAGCCGCCUCUGGACUAGAGGACAAAGCAGGGGCUGUGUGCGAGCAGCCAACCACGUCCUGGAGAUUCGUGACGUCACCAGCUGCCAGGCAGAUUCUCCGCUGCCAUGCAUCCCGCACGCAGUACUUCAUUCUGAGUCUGCUCCUCACGUGCCUGCUCUUAGGGGUGGCCUCCAUCUGCCUGGGAGUUCGCUAUCUGCAGGUGUCUGAGCAGCUCCAGCAGAAAAGCAGGGUUCUGGAAGCCACUGACAGCAGCCUGAAGCAGCAGCUCAGCCUAAAGAUAAGGCAGCUGGGACAGAUGGAAGAGGAUCUGCAGGGGGCCAGGAGGGAACUGGCCCACAGCCAGGAAUCACUAGGGGAGGAAGAGAAGGCUUUACAGGCCACUAAAGAGGAGCUACAAGAAUGCAGGUCUGACAGGGAGAAGACAAAGGAGGCCCUGCAACGUGAAGAGCAGCAGAAGAUGAAUCUGGAUCAGAGGCUGAGAGAAACACAGUCCACGCUGAAACCCUUCUUCACAUGCACCUCCCCAGGGAAAAGGAUGGUGUGGUUUAAUGGAUUUAGAGAGAACAUGUCCAGCACUUUAGACACCUGCUGUCCUGUGGGAUGGAUACUGAAUGAGAGGAGUUGCUUUUACUUCUCACCUACCAAGAAAAAUUGGGAGAGCAGCCGCAACCACUGUAAAUUUCUAUCCUCUGAUCUGGCCACAUUUCAUGGAAACUCUGAGUAUAAUGCUAAUGAAGCUGUAUUAGAUGAAUUAUUACAAAGUGUUAAAGAUACUUCAUAUUGGAUUGGCCUUAAACAAAAUGGGUACUGGAAGUGGAUUGAUGGUGCCAGGUACUCCAACUUUGGCUCUAGGUAUAGCACAGGUGAAAAGUGUGGCAAGGCCACAAAAACAACGUAUUGGUCAUCAGUGAAUGAAGGGGAUUGCAAAGUUCCUCUCUUCUACAUCUGUAAGAUGCAAGCUUUUAGGUAUCCAGAUGGGGAGCACUCUUUGCACUGAGCUGGGUGUCCAGGCCAACAACAGCCUGACCUGAAGCUCCUAAGAUCACCUCACUGUCUGGACAAUGGACACUCACGUGCUGAUCCAUCCCAACACUUGACCAGCCUGCUGCCUGCUUGAAAUCCUGUACUGGACUGUGCCUGG